Messenger RNA from Oryzias latipes (Japanese medaka), 4106 nucleotides. Lineage: Eukaryota; Metazoa; Chordata; Actinopteri; Beloniformes; Adrianichthyidae. The record is from RefSeq and is a predicted model, not a curated record.
UGUGUGCGUUUGGGGGGCGGGGGGCGGCUGUUUAAAUGCCGCCCGCUGGAGGCUGAACCAACAGGAGUUCCUCUCAGAGAGGGGGGGUUCAGACACAGCCAGAUCCCAAACCGGCGCUCAGUCAGACGCGCCUUUGCGCUGCGCCCUGCUUGACGCGCCGGAUCAGGACCUCAGGAAACCGAGUCGAAGCUGCAGAACCAGGUUUUCAGAAACUGUUGAAGAUGUUCCUGCUUUUGAUGAUUCUCCAGCUGCUGCUGCCUGCAGCGUUCACGGUUCCCAGCAUGGAUGUCUGGGACUCGUGGGGUCCUUUUGGCGAAUGCAGCCGCAGCUGUGGUGGAGGCGUGACCACGAGAACCAGACGCUGCGUCACUCACAGGACAGACGGAGGACACAACUGUGUUGGACCGGACAAAUCCUACCGCUCCUGCAACAUCCAGGACUGUCCAGAAGGUUCCAGGGACUUCCGGGAAGAACAGUGUUCCCAGUUUGACGGCACUAACUUCCAGGGGAAGCGUUACAAGUGGCUCCCAUAUUACGGAGCUGAAAAUCCGUGCGAGCUGAACUGCAUGCCGAGGGGGGAAAACUUUUACUAUCGCCACCGCAGCGCCGUGGUCGACGGAACGCCCUGCCAUCCUGGACGCAGGGACAUUUGUGUGGGAGGAGUCUGCAAGCGCCUGGGCUGCGACAACAUGCUGGAGUCUCCUCUGCAGGAGGACCCCUGCCUGCAGUGUGGGGGGAACGGCCAGUCCUGCCACCUCGUCAAGCACCGCUUCACUGUUCGAGACCUGCCGACAGGCUACAACCAGGUGUUCGUCCUCCCGGUUGGAGCCACGAGCAUCAGCGUCAGGGAGAUGACGGCCACCCGGAACUACCUGGCGGUCAAAAACCUGCGGGGGGAGUACUACCUCAACGGUCACUGGGUGAUCGAGUUCUCCAGAGCCACGCCCAUCGGAGGCACCGUGCUUUACUACCAACGGGGCGCCGAGGGCGACAACGUUCCUGAAAGUAUCAUUGGGCGCGGCCCCACCACCGAGCCUCUGGUUGUGGAGCUCAUCAGUCAGGAGCCGAACCAGGGGGUGGAGUAUGAGUAUUACCUCCCGAACGGACGCUCGCGGGAAGGCUACUACUGGAGCUUCGGAUCCUGGUCUGCUUGCAGCAAGGAAUGCGGAUCAGGUUACCAGUCUCGACUGGUCUUCUGCACCAUCGACAACGAGGCUUACCCGGACUAUCUGUGCGCGUCUCUGCCCAGACCUCAGUCCAACAGAACCUGCAACCCCCAGCCCUGCCCACAAACCCGCAGGAUGGCGUUCCUCUACGCACCACAGUUGUGGAAAUCCUCAGAGCGUCCUAGAGCCGCUGUGUUCAGCUGGACGGUCGGGGACUGGAACGCCUGCUCCGUCACCUGCGGCGGCGGCUCCCAGACACGCAGUGUGCAGUGCGUCUCCCAUGAUGCUUCAGGCCCCCGGGUGGUGGAGGACGCGCUCUGCGCCGCCUACGCCGAGGCUCCGCCCUCUCUGCAGACCUGCAACAUGCAGACAUGCGCAGAGUACCAUGUGACCGGCUGGAGCGCGUGCUCGGUGAGCUGUGGCUCAGGUGAACAGACCAGGAGUGUCACCUGUGUCGGAUCAGAUGGUUUGGUCCUCCAGGAUUCGUCCUGCGGCACUUUGCUGCGCCCCCCCGCGGUGCAGCCGUGCGUGAUGCCCGCCUGCCCCAGGCACAUCCGCUGGCACGUGGGUCCGUGGGGAUUGUGCUCCAGGAGCUGCGGCUCCGGCUCACGGGAGCGGCAGGCGGUCUGCUCGGACCAGGACAGGAACCUCUACCCGGUGGACCGAUGCGGCGCGCAGCCCCGCCCCGCCACGGUGGAGCGCUGCAACAGCCAGCCGUGCCGCAGCCCUCAGGUUGUCCCCAGCGUUCAGGACCCACAAGGUCACGACCCCCUCGCCGGCCUCCUGCCGUACCUGCCAGACGAUGCAGGUCAGAGGAUUUUACAGACUAUACAAGCCCGCAGAGGAGACCAGACGAACACCAUCCACGACCCCCACAGCUCCGCCCCCGCCCUCCACUGCAGCCAGUCCUCCUAUGGCUGUUGCCCCGACAGACGCUCCGCAGCUUUGGGCCCCCGGGGUCACGGCUGCCCCCGGGCUCCAACGCCUGGCCCUGGGCAGCCCCCCUGCAUUCAGACCAGAUAUGGUUGCUGCCAAGACGGCCUGACAGCGGCUCAGGGUCCGAGCAGGCAGGGCUGCAUGGAGACGGCGGCCCCUGCUCCCACAGUUGCUUCUCUUCCGACCCAAAACGCUGCUGGGUGUCGAACCACCACCUAUGGAUGCUGCUAUGACAGGACGUCACCUGCAGGGGGGCCCAAUGGAGAGGGCUGCCCAGACCCUCCCAAUAACAUUGAGCGAUCCGUCUGCUCCCUGCCCCGCGCCGCCGGCUCCUGCAGCAGCUGGGUGUCCCGCUACCACUUCGACAUCCUCACGUCCAAGUGCACCCACUUCUGGUUCGGGGGUUGCCACGGCAACGGCAACAACUUCCUGACCCGAGCGGAGUGCCAGAGGAUGUGCCCGGGGACGGCCCCCGCCCAGCGUCGGCCCGACUCUCCGCCCGCGAGAGAUCCCGCUCCUGCAAGGACCACUUCGGCGGCAGAGGUCGCGGGGUCCUCCGCCGGGGGGUCGCGCAGCACGGGGAGGGUCCCCGCGGCGCAGGGCGCUUCGCCCGUCCGACAGGCCACGAGCGCCGCCGCGCACGCCCACAGGGGCAGGGCUGUCCUGCGACCCCGCCAACCGCCGGCUGCCAGCUUGACCCUGGGAGGUGUCACCAUCGACAAGGGCGACCCCGACAGGGUGGAGGCUUUGGUUGGCCAGACGGUGGUGCUGCCCUGCAGCGUCAGCCCCCCACCUUCAGCCUCUGUGGUCGUGGAGUGGAGAAGAGACGGCCUCCCUCUGUCCUCUCACAGGCAUCACCAGCAGCCCAGUGGGUCCCUGCUGCUCGGCCCGCUCGCUGAGUCCGAUUCGGGCUGGUUCCUGUGCGUGGCCACCCGAGAGCGGGAAAGAGAUCACCGCUACGUUUACCUGUCUGUCACAGACAGACCGCCUCAGCUCGCCCCCACAUCUCUGCCCAAAGAUGCUUCGUUUCCACGGUUCAGCAUCGAGCGCUCCGGCUCGUCUGCGGUAGAAAUGAGGAAAGGCCAAACGGCCCGACUGCCCUGCACGAUCGUCCCGCCUUCGGCCCGGCAGUCUGUCCACAUCCAGUGGACCAAAGACGGACGGACCCUCAGCGAUUCCAGGGUGACCCAGCGUUCAGACGGCACCCUCAUCAUCAGCCCUUUGAGGUCUGAAGACUCGGGGAUCUACACGUGCACCGCGGCCAGCCUGCAACAGCUGGAGCAGAGGCAGCUGCAGCUCAGAGUCCAAGCAGACCUGAAGAUCACCAGGGCUCCUGAUAACAUCCAGGUUUCCGAGGGCGACCGAGCUCUGCUGCCCUGCGUGGUGUCAGGAGACGACAUCAACAUCGGCUGGUCCAGGAACGGCAUUCCGGUGCGUCCGGACGGGCAGAGGGUCCUGGUGUCGUCUGACGGCAGCCUGAUCCUGAACGACGUGAAGCUUUCUGACGGGGGCACGUACACCUGCAACGCCUACACCGGCAUCUAUUCUGUGAGCGCCACGGCGGACGUGAGAGUCACCAAAAACACGCCAACGGAUGAGGACCUGCUGCCCGACUGCGUGGACCAGCCCGAACUCGCCAACUGCCGCCUCAUCGUUUACGCCCGGCUGUGCUCCAACCAGUACUACUCCAGCUUCUGCUGCGCCAGCUGCGCCUCUCAACGCCCGGUUCGGGCGGUCCGCCGGAAGCCGCAGAAGACGGCUCCAAACUGAGGUCCUGAACGUUUGGCCCGAAAUCUAACAGGACGAACGUCUACGGAUGAACUCGAGCGAUCAGACUUUAAACUUCUCUGUUUUUUAGAGAAUCGUUUCCAUGAUUACCUGGCAGGUGAUUCAUUUAAAUAUUGUGACUAAAACCCACGUGUUGGUCAUGUAUUGUUGUCUGCACCAUGCCUUUGUAUUGUUUUUAUGUGAGUCUUUGAUAAUAAAGGUCAUAUUUUGCUAAUA